Cottoperca gobio is the source of this 4330-nucleotide messenger RNA. It is a transcript of the gene rnf157, whose product is annotated as ring finger protein 157. Gene Ontology annotation, biological process: protein ubiquitination. Lineage: Eukaryota; Metazoa; Chordata; Actinopteri; Perciformes; Bovichtidae. The transcript is spliced from 19 exons. Gene Ontology annotation, cellular component: cytoplasm. The record is from RefSeq and is a predicted model, not a curated record. Bases 520 to 2616 code for a protein of 698 amino acids. Gene Ontology annotation, molecular function: ubiquitin protein ligase activity.
AAGUGGGUCGGCACUAGCUGCUGCUGGAGGACUGCGCAAAAACCACGGCCGGGAUUUGUGCCUGCCUUACGUCAUGGGGAGCCUCGGACCUCUUUGACAGGAUCCAACAACGAGAAGCACCGAGGAUGAUGUGUGAUCAACAUCCAGCGGGCCGGGAGAUGUCGACGAGCACACGGCUGUUUUGAGUCACACACUCGCCCUUAAAGUAAAACCAGGCACGGAGAUUUUUCGCUUUGAUUGUGCGAUUGCGGCACAGCAUGAGCGCGCCGCUCCGCUAUUAAAGGGACUACAGCGGCUGCUUUCUGCCUCAAACACGAGCUGUUGACCGGGGAGGGAUAAGCGGUCGGAGAACUAAUCCCCCAGGACGGUCACAUUCACGGCGGGGUUUGGACCCGACAGAAAUGGACAGGCAGGGCAGCACGAACUGGAUUAAAUGAUAGGGAAUAAAGGAGACGCCGCGAACAAAGCGAACUUGAAGUGUUAUGCCCUUUAAUCCGUGUGGUCUUUAUUUGACUGGAAAUGGGAGCUUUAACAAGCAGACAAAACAUAGGCGUGGAAGAAGUGGACAUUUCGUCCAGUUCGGUGUACCGUUAUCCACCGAAAUCUGGGAGUUACUUCGCCAGCCAUUUCAUCAUGGGGGGAGAGAAGUUUGACUCCACCCAUCCGGAGGGUUACCUGUUUGGGGAAAACACAGACCUUAACUUCUUGGGGACCAGACCUGUGGCGUUUCCGUACGCCGCCCCUCCACCUCAGGAACCAGUUAAGACGUUACGAAGCCUUAUAAACAUCCGUAAGGACACUCUGCGGCUCGUAAGGUGCAGCGAGGACCUGAAGCUGCCGGGGGACGAGGCGGCGGGGAAGAACAGGGCAAGCUACAACGUAGAGUUCACUUUUGACGCUGACACACAGGUGGCCAUAACCAUCUACUACCAGGCCAUCGAGGAGUUUCACAAUGGAGUGCCAGUUUACCUGCCCCAGGACAGCUCUCUGCAGUCUGAGACGGUGCACUUCAAGAGGGGAGUGUGCCAGCAGUUCUGUCUGCCCUCACACACCGUCAACCUCAGCGAGUGGGCUGACGAGGAGCUGCUCUUCGAUGUGGACAAAGAGGUUUUCCCCAUGGUGGUGCAGGCUGUUGUAGACGAGGGGGAAGAACAUUUGGGCCACUCUCACAUUCUGCUGGCUACAUUUGAAAAGCACAUGGACGGGAGCUACUGUGUGAAGCCUCUGAAGCAGAAACAAGUGGUGGAUGGAGUGAGUUAUCUACUGCAGGAGAUCUAUGGGAUAGAGAACAAAUACAACAGCCAAGAAUCAAAGGUUGCUGACGAUGAGAUUAGUGACAACAGUGCUGAGUGUGUGGUGUGUUUGUCGGAUGUGCGAGACACACUCAUCCUGCCGUGCAGACACCUGUGUCUCUGCAACGCCUGCGCAGACACUCUGCGCUACCAGGCCAACUGCUGCCCCAUCUGCAGACUGCCAUUCAGAGCUCUGCUGCAAAUCCGAGCCAUGAGGAAGAAAGUCAGUCCUCUGUCACCGACCAGCUUUAACCCCGUCAUUACUUCACAGACCUCUGACUCGGAGGAACACUCGGCGUCAGAGCACAUCCCUCCAGGCUACGAGGUGGUGUCUCUACUGGAGGCGUUGAACGGCCCCCUCAACACCUCCUCGGUAAAUCCUCCUCUACACUCUGGUCCCAGCAACGUUACUGGAACGCUGCCCCCGUACAGCAGUGAGCCUCACCCGACCCCAGCCCGCUCCCUCUCGCCUCUCGACCACUCCAACUCCAGUCAGGGACUCAAACUCAAGAAGAGUGGGUCAAAGUCCCUUUCCCAGAAUUCCUCUGUGCUUCCUGAGGAGGAGGAUGAGAAGUCUUGCAGUGAAUCGGAGGCCUGUCGUCAUAAACUUGCCGUGGACCAGCAGGAGCAUGGAGUGACUCCAGACAGCGAGAACCUGACUCUUUCCUCGUCUGGGGCCAUCGACCAGUCGUCCUGCACGGGAACCCCACUCUCCUCCACCAUCACCUCCCCUGAAGACCCAGUAGGCAGCAGCCUGGUGCAGUCAGUGAUGUCCAUGGCCUCGUCCCACUCGCAGCACUCCCACAUCAGCACUGACACCAUGUCCUCCAUGUCAGGAUCUUACCUGGCCGGGGCCGAAGGCGAGCCUGGGGGGGACGAGGGGGGAGACGCCGAGGGCGAAGAGAACCAGGACGCCCCCAUGGAGAGCCGAGGACCGUCGCAGCAGGACGGGGAGUUUUCCCAGGAGCCAAAGGAACAAAACUACUCCGUGGCUUUAGAGGAGCAGGACUCAGAGGGAAACGAUGUCACAGAAGAGGACUGCUCCUCCCCGUCUAAUGGGAAAGGUGGGCGGAGCAGGUGUCCAGAGUUGGCCAAUAACAAUCAGGGCGUCGCCCUCUGUGACACACCCUCUUUGGGGUUGGAUAAUGAGCAGGCUCCCGACAGCCGAUUCGCCGGUCUGAUGUACCUCGGGGGCUACAGGCCUGUUUUGGAGCCCCCCUCCCACCACACCUCCACCAGCAACAUCAACAUGGAGGAGCUGGGGGCUGAGAACAGGGACGGCCAGAGUCCUAAACAUCCCCGCCGCGGACCACUCAUUGUGUAACACACUUUAACAAACACACACAGAAACACACAGACUUCUCCGUCCAGAGUCAGCUUACCCUGCCAUAGUGCUGCAUCGCUGGAUACUAUCCUGCAGGGAACCCCCCCCCUCCAUCCGUCUUGAUUGUCGUUGCUGGCGCUGAAACUCCUCGAGUAGAAAGAGGAGGGAAGAGGAACAGAAGGGCAUCACGUGUCUGUCGUCUGUGCACUUUUAUCUCGCAGGAGUUUCUUUGUUUUUGUUCUUGUUGUGGGAUUGUUUAGCCGACUGCUACGUUAUUAUUUAUUACCUGUAGGUCUAACCAAUGAGAGCUUUGUAUUGUGACACUAUCUCUAGAAAAAUACAUGCUGCUCCUUUCCUCUCCUCUAUUACCAGCCAAACAGUCAGGGGCUACUGUGAUCGGCAAUCUGAUUUAUUACUAAUGUACUUCUUCUUCUCUCUUAUAAACUGUAUGUUGAACAAGUGUUCGGACACUAUUUAAAAGUCAGCUCACACCGGCCUACCUUACCUUGGCGAACUAAAACGUGCUGUUUCCUCUCUUCGGACCAGGGAGCUCACGUCUCGACUUCGCAUGCAGCUUUCGACCUCUGCUGAUGUUUUCCUCUCACUCAAACAACCUCGGACUUGUAAGGCGGCGGUCGAGCCAAAAUGAACAGAAAUGGACUGAAAAGAAACAAAAAAAGACACGUCACACAGAAUGUAGGACGAUGAACGUGGAACUCUUAGAAGGGGAAUGUACGUGACAUUUAAACUGGAAAUUAACAUUAACUUUGAACACUAAACUGGUUUUAAAAACACAAAAGCACCCACCAUGCCAUACUCUCUUUCUGCAGCUUCAUCUUAGCAUGUCAGUAUUACCGUAGUGCAACUGGAAUCUUAAGUACCACCAAGCAAUAAAGAUGCCGAAGCUGCACCUCCUCCUCUGUGCAGUUCAAACUAAAAAAUUCAAAUCCAAACAUUUCAAUGUGUUUAGUUUUCAUUCUUUUUAUUUUAAUGUUUCCAUUGUAAAGGGAUUUAUUGUGAGAAACAUCACACGGUGAAUUAAAAAACCACACUAUGGCAUUUUGUUCAUCCACAUAUUAUCAUCCCGACGAGCCCUUCUCUCCUCGUUUGUGAAGCUUUUAGUUGUUUUGGUUUUGUGUAACUUUAAUGUAGAGUUCACCUGUUGUUGAUGUUCUCCGUUCCCGUGUUUUUUAAUUUGUUGCAAAACACUGUGUCGUUUUACUAGAAUGUGGAUGAAAAUAUGUGAACAAUUAAUUUGUAAAGGUUUACACACUCGCAUAACGAAAAACUGAAAAGGGACAAUAUCAACAUUUAAUGCACUGUUAUCUGUUUCCUAGACGACACACUUUGCGGUGCAUGAGGCGAUAGUAGAGUAAGCAUGUUAGUCUAGGUCAGCCCGCACCCUCCUGUAGAAAACUGGAUGAUGGAUCACUGCACACACAUAAAGCCGGACCAUAUCCUUCUGCAGUGUAUAUCGGUUGCUGGUUCCCUAUUCCCUUGACCCGAACUGUUUACGGUCAAGAGGACUGCAUUACUAUAUCCAAGCUGCAAACAGUCAUGUGAUCACAGUCCGAAUGUGAAGAUGAAGCCGUUCUCUGGCACCAGUGAUAUCAAAGGAAUGGGUCCCGAAUCUGUAAGACCCCCACUUUUCUAGAACUAUGGAUGAAAAUGUAAAUGAAAACAUCAAACGGACAAUAAAGUUUUUGCAACUAAA